Glarea lozoyensis ATCC 20868 is the source of this 1740-nucleotide messenger RNA. RefSeq names its product MFS general substrate transporter. The transcript has 7 exons. The coding region runs from base 1 to 1740 and encodes 579 amino acids. NCBI's taxonomy places the organism in Eukaryota, Fungi, Ascomycota, Leotiomycetes, Helotiales, Helotiaceae. Gene Ontology annotation, biological process: transmembrane transport. Gene Ontology annotation, molecular function: transmembrane transporter activity. The record is from RefSeq and is a predicted model, not a curated record.
AUGUCUGCAACGGACAGCAUCGAAAAGAAUGCUCAGUUACACAAUACAAACGACGAUGCAAUACACAAUGAACCUCAGCCCAGGGAAGCAUCAGAAAAGGGAUCUGGAGAUACAAAGAGUCCCGAGAACCAAGUUUCUGUAGAAAUAGAAGACACUGAUGAGGAAACUUACGAUUCCUUUCUUGAUGGUUGGAGGCUCCAAGUUCUGAACAUAGGCGUGCUUUUGUUUGUCUGCUUGUCAUUUCUUGAGAUGACGAUUGUCGGCACAUCGUUAGUCUCGAUAACCAAUUCCUUAAAAGGCUUUGAUAUCGCGAGCUGGGUAGUUUCGGCCUACUUAAUCACUGACACUGGAUUCUUGAUGAUCAUUACAAAACUUAGCGACAUUUUUGGACGGAGAUCAACUAUCAUCGUUGUUCUUUGCUUUUUUAGUAUCAUAUCAAUUGGCUGUGGGUUCAGCCAGAAUAUGACGACCUUAAUCGUACUCCGCGGGUUCCAGGGAAUGGUAGGUGGUGGACUGUUCGGGAUGGCAUUCGUCGUUCUUCCCGAGAUGGUUCCCGUAAGCAAAUACCCUUUGUAUUCUGCAUUAUUAUCUUCUACCACCGCCCUCGCGAAUUUGAUGGGUCCACUCAUCGGUGGUGCUGUCAACCAUAAUCCAAAGAAUAAAGAUGCUUGGAGGUGGAUAUUUUGGUUGAAUGGACCAGCCGGCACCAUCGCCUUGAUUGCUACACUUAUUGGAAUGCCUUCUCGCUUUCCACACCAGAGGACGCCACUCCCGGAUCGAAAGCAGAGCGUGCUAACAAGAAAUAAUUUUCGGAGGGUAGACGUUCUUGGCUUUUUCUUUCUAUUGGGCGCAUCAAUCCUCGUCGUUACAGCCUUACAAGAAGGCGGCACCAGAUAUCCGUGGACGAGUCCGGUAACCUUGGUACUUCUUGUUGUGGGAAUUGUUUUCUGGUUCUUCUUUGGUUUUUGGGAAUGGUAUCAGUCAAAGCGAAAGACGCCCCAAGAACCAGUAAUGCCUUGGCGAUUGGCAACAAAUAGAUAUGUAGCGGGCCUGUUUUUGAAUGCAUUCUUUAGUGGCGGAACUUUUACAGUAACUAUAGUAAAUUUACCUCAGCGUUUUCAAAUUGUCAAUGGCAAUUCGGCUUUAGAAGCAGGAUAUCGGCUUCUGACCCUGUCGCUCGUCGCAUCAAUGGGUAGUCUGACAACUGGCAUUUUGAUUCAAAGAUGUCGCGUACCACCAUUUUAUGUGCUACUCGGAGCUGCACCUUUGCAGAUGAUUGGCCUUGUGCUAAUGGGGUACUUGGGUCACGACUAUGCUAUAAACCCUGCUACCUAUGGUUAUCAAGCUAUAGCAGGAAUAGGAUUCGGUGGAACUAUCGCUACAGUCAUCAUGACAAUUCCGCUGGCUGCCGGCAAGCAAGAUGUUGCGGUCGGUAUGGGUGCCAUUGGACAACUCCGUUCUCUCGGUGCCUCGAUUGGUAUUGCAAUAUGUACGAACAUUCUCAAUCGACACGUUUCUUCGUCACUUUCCACAAUUAUCUCACCCGAGCAGUUGCACGCACUUAUACUCUCGACACAAACAAUCGAGCAGUUCCCGCCUGAGACAAAGGCCUUGAUUCGUCGUGCUUACUCGGAAGGAUUUGAUACCCAAAUGCAUGUCAUGGCUGGGUUCUCAGCGGCUUCACUGUUGUGUGCGCUACUGUGCUGGGAAAGAACACCAAGACGACAAAUUGCUUUGUAG